Notothenia coriiceps (black rockcod) is the source of this 608-nucleotide messenger RNA. RefSeq names its product solute carrier family 2, facilitated glucose transporter member 9-like. Gene Ontology annotation, cellular component: plasma membrane. Gene Ontology annotation, biological process: dehydroascorbic acid transport. The annotation marks the transcript as partial. The record is from RefSeq and is a predicted model, not a curated record. Gene Ontology annotation, molecular function: D-glucose transmembrane transporter activity. The transcript has 5 exons. NCBI's taxonomy places the organism in Eukaryota, Metazoa, Chordata, Actinopteri, Perciformes, Nototheniidae.
CUCUCCAGAGUCUGUGGGGUCAGGGUGACUACGAACAAGAGAUGGACGAGAUGUUAGCGGAGCAGGCGGCCAUCGAUGCGGCGCCACCAAAGACCCCUCUGCAGCUGCUGAGGGACAGGACCGUCCGAUGGCAGCUUCUCACCAUGUCCAUCAUCUUCUGGUCCAACCAGCUGUCGGGCAAGUCCGCGAUCAGUACUUUCUCUUUUGACAUCUUCCUGAAGGCAGGCCUACCGAGAGACAAAAUCCGCUACGUAACUCUUUGUCUCGGAGUGUCUGAAAUCAUCACCUCCAUCUCCUGUGGCCUGUUGAUGAUUGAGCACAGUGGGAGGAGGCCGUUGUUCUGGGGCGGUUAUGGUGUCAUGGGUGCCAGCUUGGUGUUUGUCACUGUAACGCUCAACCUGAAGGAUUCCAGCGAGUGGGUUCCAUACAUCACGGUUAGUUUGAUCAUCCUCUUCAUCAUCUCCUUUUCCGGAGGACCUGGGGGAACCACAGGUACUCUCCACAGUGAGCUCUUCAUCCAGAGCGACCGAAUGGCAGCUUUUGUCCUCAUUGGGUCCCAACACUGGUUUUUCUUCGCUUUGCUGGGACUAGUCUUUCCAUUCGUUAUC